AUGGUGUGUGACGACUGCAAGUCGAAGCUCAGCGUCAUCUCGGCGCCCGACCCGUGGAAGUCGGGCUCGCGCGGCGGCGGCGGCGGCGCGGAGCGCAAGAUUGGCGAGAACAAGCUGCUCCGCAAGGGCAUCCGCUCAAACCCGUAUGGGAACGCGUGCAAGAUCUGCAAGCUGCGGGUGCAGCAGAACAACGCGAUGUACUGCGGCCAGUGCGCGUACGCCAAGGGCCUCUGCGCCAUCUGCGGCAAGCAGGUUAUCGACACGUCGAUGUACGCGAUGCGCGAGUCUGGCAACGUCAUCCACCAGGCGCGAGGAGAGGAGAGAGAGAGAGUUGGCUGGAGCCGGAUCGAAUAG
Messenger RNA from Emiliania huxleyi CCMP1516, 354 nucleotides. RefSeq lists its product as hypothetical. Bases 1 to 354 code for a protein of 117 amino acids. The record is from RefSeq and is a predicted model, not a curated record. Gene Ontology annotation, molecular function: microtubule binding. Gene Ontology annotation, biological process: cytoplasmic microtubule organization. Lineage: Eukaryota; Haptophyta; Isochrysidales; Noelaerhabdaceae. The transcript has a single exon.